GGUUAGGCAUCAUGUGGGCCCUUACGUCUCUCCUACUUGCAGGCAUCGCCCAAGCAGCUAUCCCUAAUGCCAUGCUUCGUGGCAAGCAUUCCCUCCCAAAACUUCCACUGCCUGAACGCUUCCUCACUUCAUCGAAUGACACAACGCUCCCACCCAUUACGACCGUCUAUCAUUUUGACCAGCUCAUAGACCACAAUAAUCCAGGCAUUGGAACGUUCCAGCAGCGAUACUGGAUGAACUGGGAGUUUUAUGAGCCCGGUGGCCCCAUUAUCUUGAUGACGCCUGGAGAAUCUAACGCAGAUGGCUCCGAGAUCUUCACUACCAAUGAAACUAUCAACGGUCUCAUCGCUCAACAACAGAAUGGUGCAGCUAUCAUCAUCGAACAUCGUUUCUUUGGCUAUUCCAACCCAUACGACAACCUCACGUCACAAUCUCUCGCGCUCCUCACCAUCCAGCAGGCCAUUGAUGAUCUUGUGUAUUUUGCGACCACAGCCGACCUUCCCAUGCCUGGGGGUGAUGCUGUCAAACCAGGUCAGGCACCGUGGAUCCUGGUCGGAGGAAGUUAUUCAGGAGCCCUCACGAGUUGGAUAAUGGUCAACAAACCGGGAAUUUUCUGGGCUGGAUAUUCAUCAUCUGGCGUCGUAGAGGCAAUAACCAACUAUUAUAAAUAUUUUACCCCAAUUCACGAGCACAUGCCACAGAACUGUUCUUCUGAUGUAGAAGCAGUGAUCUCCUACCUAGAUCACAUGUACGCGGUUGGUGACACUGCUGGAAUCCAGACGCUCAAGGAGGCAUUUGGCCUCGGUGAUGUUGUUCAUGUAGAAGAUUUUGCCAACGCACUUCAAAGUAACCUGUUCGAUUGGCAAUCUCUACAGCCUACUGUUGGCCCAGGAGCAAUGUUCUUCCAAUUCUGCGAUGCACUCGAGGUCAAGAACGGUGUCAGUGCCGGACCUGAGGGAUGGGGACUUGAAAACGCCAUCUCCUCUUGGGGAAACUUCUGGAAUAAUACAUACCACGACAUAGUCUGUGGAUCUACUGAUGCUGAAACUUGUCUUGGAACGUAUGACACGAGCGAGUCCUAUUGGACUAAUGCCACCGUAGAUAAUGCAAACAGGUCGUGGUUCUGGAUCGUGUGUAACCAAGUCGGAUGGUAUCAGGUUGGCCCUCCCGAGUGCGAGCCUGCCGUCGUGAGCCGCACCCUCCAACCCAUUCAAGUCGGAUGGCAGGUUGGCCCUCCCGAGUGCGAGCCUGCCAUCGUGAGCCGCAUCCUCCAACCCGUUUAUCAGCAGGUAUGUACAGUAUAACUUGAAAGAUGACCAUUCGUCGAUAUCAUUGUCAGCGUCAAUGCGUCAACAUGUUCCCUGAAGCAUUCGCCUCCCCACCUGAGCCUACCACGGAGGAGACGAACGCAAUGUACGGUGGUUGGGAUGCGAGCGUCCCGCGUCUCUUCUUCGCGAAUGGCAUGCGUGACCCUUGGCGCGAGGCAACUGUCUCUGCUGAUGGGCUGAAUAAGCCUAACACUACCAGUAGGCCUAUCUAUGUGGGGGAUGGAUUCCACUGUACAGAUUUGGUGGUACAAGAUGGCAUUGUAGAUCCGAC
Molecule: messenger RNA, 1599 nt
Organism: Suillus plorans
Lineage: Eukaryota; Fungi; Basidiomycota; Agaricomycetes; Boletales; Suillaceae
Product: serine carboxypeptidase S28-domain-containing protein
Exons: 10
Coding region: 12-1304 (430 amino acids)
Biological process (GO): proteolysis
Molecular function (GO): dipeptidyl-peptidase activity; serine-type exopeptidase activity
Source: RefSeq, a predicted model, not a curated record